Molecule: messenger RNA, 1599 nt
Organism: Meloidogyne enterolobii
Lineage: Eukaryota; Metazoa; Nematoda; Chromadorea; Rhabditida; Meloidogynidae
Source: the annotation of a GenBank genome assembly
CGAAGAUAAACUCUUCUUUUAAAAAUAAGGGCGGAGGCCAUAAGAAUUGGACGGGCACUCGAAUGCGCAAAUCGGGAAGAAGAAAAAGCAAAAAGUGCUUAAUAGAGAGGAUAGAAAGAAUUAUUUUGACCGGUCAUUGUUCUCUUAAAGACUCAUUUGCUAUUUAUAUAUUAUUUCCUCUCUUUCAAAUUAGUCCCAAAAAUUUUUGAAGAAUUAUAAUUAUAAAGCACACAAACACUUAAAUGAAGCAAAAAUUCUUUUAAACUAAUCCCGGGUUUAUUUUGAACCAAUACUAUGCCGUUAGAUAGUGAUGAUUGUCUGUUAACUCCAUCUGUAGCUUUGACUUCAACAAGUAUUUCUAAUGGUGGUUCAAGUCAAAUUAUAGCCUGUCAAUCUGGUGACUCUUGUUCGUGUACUGCUUGUUGUCUGUCUGAGCCUUAUAAAAAGAACCCUCUGAAUUUCAAUAAAUGCCUGUGGCGAAGACAUUGCUGUCAUCUCCCUGAAAAAACUUCAUUGACCCUCAACAACUCCGACAGCUCCAACUCCUCUUCCCUUUCCCGGCUUUUAUUUUCUUCAAUUUUAACAACUCUUACUUCAUUUCCUCCAUUAUUCUUCAUUUUUAUAAUUAUUUUUAUAAGCAAUAUCCUUUCUAUAUUGCCCCCAUUUGUACAAUCUACACUCAUUCUAGUACCUUCUUCCUACAAAAAUAUCUCAUCAUCUUCCCUCCUAAAUUAUGUUCCCCUACAAAAUCAUUCUCGCGUUAAACGACAACAAUGGUGGCCACAACAGCAACAAAUGUGGCCACCGUACCCUCAACAACAACAAAUGGAGCCUUGCCCUCCUCAAUGUUUUGGUUGUCAACCAACAAAUUGUCAAGCUGUUCAGUGUAUGCAGCCUCAAAUGGUAAAUAUGGUUCGUUGUUGUUGUCGUCCUGCAAUGAUAAUACAUCCACAGCCUGACUUGAAGACAGCUUGUGAUGGUGAGGAAGCAGUUGCUGCUUGUAUGAAUGGACUUUGUGGGCAAGGCUUUUUCUGUAACCAUCGAAAAUUUUGUUGUCGAUGUCCUAUUGGAAAAUCGCUUGGAAAUUGCAUUAACGGCCUCUGCCCGACUGGAUACGUUUGCAAUUCCAACAAUUUUUGUUGUGCUGCAGGCGCUGGUAGUGUUAUUGGCCCUUGCGUCAAUGGUAAAUGUCCUGAAGGAUAUGAAUGUGGUGCUGGGAAUCUUUGUUAUGCUCGAACUAGCACAACAAACAUUGAAAACAACAACAACCUUUGGGCAGCAGCUGAAGCCCCCAAAACAACUAAACAACCAAUUCGUCAAUUUCCUUUAAGACCACGUAUUGGGGGUUCAGGAUUUGGUUUUGUAGGGAACCGACAAAGAUUAAAUGGAGGUGAUAGGCGAAUAACUAACAGAAAAAGGCACCAACAGACUAAAAAACGAAGGUUGAAUCGUCAAAGAGGAUGGGGUUGGGGAACGGGAGACGAUUUAUUUGAACCUUUUGCUGAUGAUUGGCAACAGGAUGAUGAUAAUGGAGAAGAGGAAAUGGAGGGAGGCGAAGAGGAAAUAGGGGGUGAUGGGGUUUUUGAUUUUUGGGGAUGA